Salvelinus namaycush (lake trout) is the source of this 1498-nucleotide messenger RNA. It is a transcript of the gene c20h20orf96, whose product is annotated as chromosome 20 C20orf96 homolog. Bases 135 to 1292 code for a protein of 385 amino acids. The transcript has 10 exons. The record is from RefSeq and is a predicted model, not a curated record. NCBI's taxonomy places the organism in Eukaryota, Metazoa, Chordata, Actinopteri, Salmoniformes, Salmonidae.
UGUUAUGCAGCUAGGCUAAAGAUACAUUUGCAAGGUUGCAAGUCGUAUUUAUAUUGCAAAAGUUAGAAUGACUUAUUAUGCUGCAAGUUCAGCUUUGGAAUCAAUUUUUUACAACGUAUUGAUGUAAAAACAUAAUGAAUGUACUGCCAAACCAUCUUGUCAAGUCACUGAAGGAAGAUUUCAAGAUAUUGGACUACAGCAAGUGGGAGAGAUGCAACAGGAGCAAGACAGAGCCCCCUCCCUGGGUGAUUUUGCCCCCACUGCCCAACAAGACUACUGGCUCACCAAGCGAGCGUUAUCCAGCCACAGGGAGAGAGGAGAGUGGGACCUCUGCCACCCAUAACUUUUUCCCAACAACCGACAAGCCAGGGAAGUCUCGCCCCAACACUGGCCAUGAAGAGUCCACUGUGACAUCUAUGGGACGACUCUCUCGACGGAGGAGGAACGAAAGAGUGAAGCUGGACCCCAUCACUUUGAAGAAACAAGAAAAUAUCAAAACACUGAACUUGCUGAUUAUGUCGAGGAAGAAGGCCCUAGUGGAGCUGGAGAAGCACUGUGCAUUGCUGCAGGAGAGCAACGUCCGUAUGGCCGGGGAGAUAGACAGUACAGACAGACAGUCAGUGUCCAGUGCCAGGGAAUUCCUCAUCCGGCAUGACAAAUUAGGGAGUUCUAUAGCUGCAUUCAACAGCUGGAGCCACAGUCAGAUGGAGCAGGCCAAGACAGAGCUCCAGGAGGCUGAGACUGCUGCAAAGAACAGACUUUGGGGUCUCCAUGAGCAGCUGAGGGGGGUGAAGGCAGAGCUGGUGAACGCCCAGGCGGAGCUCCACACCCUGAAGACCUACAAGGAUAAAGAGUACCCCGUCAAGGCCCUGCGCAUUGCCGAGAUAAAGAGAGAGAUUGAGAAACUCAAAGAGACACAGCAGGAUGAGAAUGAGGACGUGAACUUGCUGUGCCAGACAGAGAUGGUGUACCUGGAGAGACGAUCCCAACACGAAGAGCAGGAAGUCCUCUCUGUCAUAGCUAAGCAAAAUGUUUCAUAUAUUCCCUGUGUCGUCAAACUGAUGGCCGCACAUAAUCAGACGAUAAAAAAAGAAAUUGGAAUCCACAAAAAGGAAAUUGCGGAGCUGGAAGAUACGAACAGAGAGCUGAUCAAGAGUGUCCAGGAACUGCAAAUAUCACGGACCAACAUCAGGAAAGACAUCUUCCAAGACGUUUUCCCCAAAUCAGAUAAAUGCACCCCGGAUAUGGAGGUGACCUUAAACAUCCCUCGUGAGGAGUGGCUCCCCAUUUAGAUGUGUGACAGACUAGGAGAGACACGACUUGUGUGUCGCUCGGCUGCAUUUAAACCUGCUGGGCUCUUCUUGGCACAACCCCAGAAUUUCUGUUAUACUGAGUGCCCAUCUUCUCCUACUACAGUGCCCAAUCUUCUUAAAACAAGUUCUGCAUUGUAAUACCAGUCAACUGGGACCAAUAAACACUUGUGAACAUUUCUAAUAAA